UACUGCAAAGCGUUAAUACAUGUAUUUUAGUCAUAACUUUCAGACUUCAAGACUUCAGGUGGCGUCCAGCUAAAACGUGUUUAACGAGAGCAUUACUUUACUUCGAAAUAUGUUAAUAAUGAAGUUCGCACAUGUUCCAGUUUUACCAUCCACUACUCACGGCAUUUCUUCAUCUAGACCAUUGGGUGAACAGCGUCGACAGUGUGUUCGUAACACUCACUAUGUCGCAAGAAGGUCCAUUACACCUUCCAAGAUGGUCUAGAGAUGGCAGAAGAAUAUGAUGUGCGCAGCAAUGAAAUUAUUGUGCGCAAGUGGAGAAAGAAAAGCAGUCUGGGUGUUGAGAAAUGGGAAUAUGAAAUUGGGGAGGAGUUAAUGCCGCGUAAUGUGGAGUCUGAGGGACUGGUGGAAAGUUCAUCAAAUCCUAUAUUUGUGAGGAGAGACACAAAAGAUGCCUACCAGUGGAGAGUAAGAAACCUACCCUACCCUUCAGAUACUUACCUUGUCUCUGUGGACCAAAACCAGAUUGUGAUUAAAACUACAAACAAAAAAUACUAUAAGAAGUUCUCCAUACCGGACAUGGACAGAGCUAAGUGUCCUCUGAGCCAACAGAAUCUUAGUCAUGGAUAUGCCAACAACACACUCAUAGUUACAUACAAAAAGCCCUCUGAGAUCUUGGCUAUGGAGAAAUCUGUUCAAGAGGAACUACUCAAAAUAAAGGCCAGUAAAGAUGGCGAUGUUGAAUGUAACCCAAGCUGAUGAUGUUAACUACUCUUAUUAUGAACUCUUGUAUUAUUGCACUGUAAUUGUCGCAUGUUCCUCAAUGUGACUUUAGGCCUCAUUUUAUAACCUGUACACUGUUCAUGAAAUAAAUUAUUUUGUAAAUGUGUGCAAACAAUUCCAGAAAGUUUUUUUUUCUUUCUUCAAUUAUAAAUUGAGUAAAUGAAGUGUAUGUACUGUUUUGGUACUGUUGACCAGCAGACCUGCUGAGCAUUCAGUACUGGGAUUCAGACCAGUGAUAUUACUGGUUUGGUCUAUCCUGUAAAGAUGUGAACAACUAAAAACAACUGCAAAGGCAGAUCCUAUGAAUUGUUAAUGGAAAAGAACACACCAGCAUAAAGUACAUGUCAGUGUCUGGGAUAAUAGUCUGAUUAUUUUUUUAGAAUAUUUUUUGACCUAGUAAAAUGCAGUUAAUACUUUGGAUUCUUUGGCCUUUUCUGACCUUCUGAGACAGGAGAAGUCACUCCAGCUAUUUGCCACUUGACACAUAGAUUGCUAUACUAGUAUUUCAUCAUUCGAAACACUUCAUUAAGAGCUAUGAACGCAUUCAACAAAUAGAUCUUAAAACAAACUAUUUCAAUUCAAAUAUAUUGCUGUGACGUCACUGAUACCCUCUGGGUCUUAACAGACCCUUAUGGAAUCCUAUGUUUUACAUGUAGUUUAGUUGGUUAGAAAAAUUUCAAAAAAAACCAAAAAAACAAGAAAUCAAACUGUUUUUGUGGACAGUAUUUCAUGGUCUUUUGAUAAAUACUUUAUAAUGUUUUCUUUGCCGUUUAAAUCUGACCCGACUCGGGUUUGAUCCUAGGUCUCCCGACCCCAAGGUAGACACUCUACCAUUCGACCUCCAACCCUGACAGCUUGUCUUUGCAGAUUAGAGCUCAAGCAAUGUUUGGUUUACUUGCAUCGCCUGAGCAAAAUCUGGAAGUUAAAUGUUAAAGGGUAAAAGAAACUGUUCAUGGAAAUCAGAAACUGUUCAUGGAAAUCAGAAACUGUUCAUGGAAAUCAGAAACUGUUCAUGGAAAUCAGAAAUCAGAAACUGCUCAUGGAAAUCAGAAACUGUUCAUGGAAAUCAGAAGAACAGGGUCAUGAUCCUUUUUUGUUUUACAUUUAAGUCAGACUUAAUCUUAAUGUCUGGUAAAAACUUCCAAAACUUAGGUUUGGACUUAAAUCUUCAUUUUCAGUUUUGUUAUCAUAAAUUCUGAGACAGUGCAGUAAGUUCUUUGGAAGAUAAAGACCUAAAGGAGAAGAAAACAUAAAAAUUAUGUCAAAAUCUGAUCAAAGAGCUUCUAAACUUAUUUGGAAAUAUGGCCUUUAAUGUUUUUUCUUGAUUUAAAGAGUCUUUGGAAAUAUUUUUGCAUGGUGGACCACCUUUUGGUAUUUAUCGCCGUUGCAUCAUCAUGUCCCAAGUAAGAAUGUUGUGCAUGUCUAAUAAAUUUAUUUGAAUGGAAAUUUGUUGUUUAUCCAAACAUAUGCAUUUAAUCUCCAUUCUAAUGAUAUUUAUGGAUAUAUUAAAAAUAUAAAUAUGAUCAAAAUCCAGGUUGAACACAUUUCUUAUCUGAAAAAAACACAGAUUCAAGUGGUAAUAUUUUUAUUAAAACAUGUAUUAGAUCCGCAUUUAUAACAUUACACAAAGACUAUACACAACGAAAGGUGAUCCCAAAUACCCACCAUGCAAAAAUAUUUUCAAGUGUCUUGUCUUUAAAGAAAAAUCAAUAAAGAUAUUGAAGACCACAUUUAUCACUAACUUUUUGCAAUCUUUCAUCUGAACUUUUGUAGUUUUUUUAUGUUUUCUCCACCUUUAAGUCUGUAGAGCUCAUGUUAUCAUGGUAGCCAAGCAGGUUGUCACAGUGCUCUAACAACUAUACCACUGGCUUUUGAUUUUGAUUAUAACUCAACCCAGGUUGUCACAGUGCUCCAACCACUAUACCACUGGCUUUUGAUUCUGAUGAAAACUCAACCCAAGCCAUGGUGGUCAAAUGUAUUUAAAAAAAUGAUAAUCCCCAAACUUUAAUUUUUAAGGUUUUAUUUAUUAUAUACAAGGGGGCAAUAAUCAAUUGCAGAUUUUGGUAACCAGUGAGAACAGUGGUAGUGAUUCCUGGCUUGUAGAACAUACAUGAAUUAGUAGUAACUAAUACAAACUGUCUAAUCGUCACUGGAUGGUGUAAACGAGGUUAUGGAAAAAAAAUUCCAAAUUUAGGUAUGCAGCUCAACAAUCAAAAACAGUACUUAAGGCUGUAAAAAUGUCUCAAAGAAAUAAAAACAAACAUUUCUGACAUUUUUUACAUUGUUUUUCUUCCUUUAUUGACAGAAUAGCCAUUGCAGUGUUUGUCUGACAAUGGUAAAAAUGCAUUUUUGUGGUGCAGUGUUUGUCUGACGAUGGUAAAAAUGCAUUUCUGUGGUGCAGUGUUCGUCUGACGAUGGUAAAAAUGCAUUUUU
This is a messenger RNA of Liolophura sinensis, 3213 nucleotides long. RefSeq names its product protein DPCD-like. Lineage: Eukaryota; Metazoa; Mollusca; Polyplacophora; Chitonida; Chitonidae. The transcript has 6 exons. The coding region runs from base 265 to 756 and encodes 163 amino acids. The record is from RefSeq and is a predicted model, not a curated record.